Pelecanus crispus (Dalmatian pelican) is the source of this 842-nucleotide messenger RNA. Lineage: Eukaryota; Metazoa; Chordata; Aves; Pelecaniformes; Pelecanidae. The record is from RefSeq and is a predicted model, not a curated record.
GUGGAAUACCUGCCACCCCCCAGAGCUGGUGCGCCCCACGCUGGAGAAAACCCUGAAGAUCCUGCAGCUGGACUACGUUGACCUCUACAUUAUUGAGCUGCCAAUGGCUUUCAAGCCUGGAGAUGCAAUCUACCCAAAAGAUGAAAAUGGAAAAAUUAUCUACCAUGAGACAGACUUAUGUGCCACUUGGGAGGCUAUGGAAGCAUGUAAAGAUGCAGGCUUGGCAAAGUCUAUUGGAGUAUCCAAUUUCAACCGCAGGCAGCUGGAGAUGAUCCUGAACAAGCCAGGACUUAAGUACAAACCUGUCAGCAACCAGGUUGAAUGCCAUCCCUAUUUCACCCAACCCAAACUCUUAGAAUUUUGCAGACAACAUGACAUUGUUAUUGUUGGAUACAGCCCACUGGGAACUUCAAGGGAUGAAACAUGGGUAAAUGUGUCUUCACCUCCUUUACUGAAGGAUCCUGUACUGAAUGCCAUUGGCAAAAAGUACAACAAGACAGCUGCACAGGUUGCUUUGCGUUUCAGCAUCCAGCGAGGGGUGGUGGUCAUCCCAAAAAGCUUCAAUCCACAACGCAUCAGAGAGAAUUUCCAGAUCUUUGACUUCUCCCUCACUGAGAAAGAGAUGAAAGAAAUUGAAGCCCUGAACAAAAAUGUUCGUUAUGUGGAACUGUUAAUGUGGCGUGACCAUCCAGAGUAUCCCUUCAGUGAUGAAUACUGAAAACAAGGUGUGUCCGGGCAGGUUCCUAACUCGGUGCCAUUAGGCUUCGCUGAAAGUGACCCAGAGUUUGGUGCUUUGACUUCAUGGGAGACUGUUCAAAUCAGCAUUAAAAACAUGACAUUUA